AUGUAAGCGAUAAUCAUUUAAAAUGGCUCAGAUGAAGAAACUGAAUUUAUUUAUGAUUCAAACACUAUAUAACUAAAAGAAUCAAGAAAUAAAAUUUCGAAAGCAAAUGUAUAUAUUUUUUUAUUAAUAUUCAUUAGGAAGAAAUUAAAUAAUUAACUGAGUAAAACAAGGAAUUGAUUGCUUAACUUAAUCGUUAAAAUGAGCUACUUGAAUUAAAAAACAAAUAGAAUUAAUAAUUGCAAAUAGAAAGUAAGUAUAAUAUUUAUAUGUAUCUAGCAAAUAAAUUUAAAGAAUAAGUGGAUGACAGAGAACAUAAAUUAUUAUAGUCAAUGAAAGAAAAACAAUUUUUAUAAAAUGAAUUAAUAUCUAUGCAUGAAAUUUUGGAUUAAACAACCCAAAGAAAUGAUUAAAUAAAUUCUGAAGUUUUUGCUCUAAAGUUAAAUUUAGAGCAAAUGUAAUGUAAAGAUUAUUAAUUAAUUAUGUAGAAACUGCAUCAAUUUGUAAAGAGGAAACGACUUAAGUAUUAUAAAGAGAAUUAAGAUUAAAAGCAACUAUUGAUUAAUUAAACAAGAAUUUAAAAUAGUAAGAAGAAAAUUUGAGAAAAAUUACUAAUGAAACUCAUUUGAAAGAUAUUUAAUAGAAAUUUGAAUUGUAAAACAAAGAAUAAAUUAUUUAAGAAUUAAAGAAUUAACUAAAAUAAUAAUAAUAAUAGAAUAAUGAUAUUAUAAAUGAAUUAAUAGAAUACAAAAAUUAAAAAAUUUAAGAUUCAGUUUAUGGCCAAGAUUAUAAAUCAGAACUGACUAAAAUUACAGCAGAAAAUGAAGAAUUAAAAAAUAAAUUCAAAGGAUUAGGGUUUCAAUUGAAUAUCUACAAAGAAAAAGAAUCUUAAUAAAUAAAAGAAAUCACUAAUUUGAGAUAGAUUUAAUCAAAUUUAUCAGUUGAAGUUGAAAGAUUAUAUAAUAAAAUAAAUGAAUAAAAAUUGGAAUUAUUAAAUCAUUAAUAGGAGAGCUAAAAUGUUUUACAAGAAAAAGAUGCAAAAAUCAGUUAAUUAAUGAAAUAAUUAUCACUUUUAAAAAAUUAAGAUUAAAAGAUAAAUUUGCAUAAGAGUAUCUUCCAUAAUGGAGAGGAGAAAUAUUAAAAAGAUAUUCAAUUGAAAAAUGAUCAAAUAGUUAUGUUGUAAAAUGAAAACAAUCAAUUGGUAAAGUUAAUAGAGAAUCUGAAACAUCAAUAAAGUAAUUUAUUGAAUAUAAUUUAAGUAAAUAAUUAAGGAAAAGAACAAAUAAAAGUAAAACAAUUGGAAUCAGAACUAAAGAAUUUAUAAUCAUUCAUAUAUGACAGUCCUCUUGUAGUUUUAUUUAAUCUUUUAGAGGAUCGAUUAUCAAAAUAAUAGUAAAAGAGCUUUGAGAAUAAGGGAAAAAUAAAGGAAUUUUGGUCAACCUAAUUAAAAUAAUGGAUAGAGGGAUUUGAAGAGUUAAAAUAAGCAUUUUCUGGAUUAAAGAUUCUAUUCAAGUAUGAUCUAAAAUAUGCUAAUUAAACAUCAUAAUAGAAUGAUUGA
Messenger RNA from Paramecium sonneborni, 1555 nucleotides. The record is from the annotation of a GenBank genome assembly. Lineage: Eukaryota; Ciliophora; Oligohymenophorea; Peniculida; Parameciidae.